Messenger RNA from Candidozyma duobushaemuli, 894 nucleotides. RefSeq names its product GET complex subunit. Gene Ontology annotation, biological process: retrograde vesicle-mediated transport, Golgi to endoplasmic reticulum; protein insertion into ER membrane. Lineage: Eukaryota; Fungi; Ascomycota; Pichiomycetes; Serinales; Metschnikowiaceae. Bases 1 to 894 code for a protein of 297 amino acids. The transcript has a single exon. Gene Ontology annotation, cellular component: GET complex. The record is from RefSeq and is a predicted model, not a curated record.
AUGUCCGAUAUAUCAGCAGAGGAGAAAAGAAGACUUUUGCGUGAAAGACGCCAGGCCAAGAUGGCCAAAGGAAACGCCAGUAAUAGACUCAAUGAGAUUCUUUCCCAAGGGUCCUCUGUGAAGACCAAUGCCAAAUCGGUCCUUGACGAAUCAGAAAGUCAAGACGGUCCACAGCCAACCGUUCAACCUUCAGGCACGCCAUUACACGAUGAUCCAGAGGUCCCUGACAUCUCAACAUUACUUCAAUCCAACACACAGGCUCCAGAAGGGACGCCAGACAUGGAAGAGGUAUUUAAAAAGAUCUUUGGGGGUGCAACUGGCCCCACCGCUGAUGGCGCCAACGGCGAGGGUGCUGAUCAAAACCCUUUUAUUUCUCAGAUUGUUCAAAUGAUGUCUGAGGGAGGCGCUUCACAAAAUCAAGCGGGUCAGCAAGAUGAAAUCUCGUCCUAUCAAAGUCAAUUACUCAAGUACCAGGCUUACAAGGAGAAGAAACUCAAGGUGCAUUUCUUGAUCAUCAGAUACAUUGUUCACCUUUUCAACUUUUUCUUCCAUUACCUCAAUUACACACUGUUCCAGUCGUCACCUCAUUUGUACAUUCGUGGCUUAAGCAUCAGUGUGGAGACAAAAACAUUCUUCAGCUACUUUAUGGCAUCGGAGAUUGUGUUCAUUUCUGUAUACUUUGGACUUUUAGCCAGCAAAGGCCUUUUGGGAGCCAAUUCAAAGAACCAUUUUGUGUCGAAAGCCUUGAACUUCGGGUCCCUCAUUCUACCUCAAGUUUCAAGGUUCCAACCAAUGGUGGAAAGCAUUCUUGUCUACUCCGAGGGUCUUGGAAUAUUUGUGACAGACAUUGCAUUAAUCGUCUUGCUAUUCGGAUUUGUUAGUAUUUACGGUUAG